AUGAAAGGCCUGUUUUGCGCUAUGAUGGUAGUUCUGUUGCCACUGAUUACAGCGGUACAGAAUUCUCCUGCGACUUGUGCAAUUUAUGGGAGUUGUGGCAAGAAAUCUAUGUUCGGUAGCGAAUUACCAUGUCCAGUUCCCGAAAACUUCAAGCCAAAUCCUCUGCUCAGAGAAGAAAGAAACCUUCUGGUACAGGUUUGUGGCCAAGAAUGGAACGAUGUGGAGGAAGUUUGCUGCACGAAGGAUCAAAUAAUUAAACUGCAAACCAAUUUAAAGAAGGCGGAGAAUAUUAUUGCAUCAUGCCCUGCAUGUGUCAAAAACUUUAACAAUUUAUUUUGCGAGUUUACUUGCUCACCAAAGCAGAGAACCUUCGUUAAUGUUACUGAGACGUCUUAUUCUCUCGAUAAAAAGGAGGUAGUGUCUGAGCUGGAUUUUUUUAUGGAUCCUGACUGGGCAUCUGCUUUUUAUGAUUCAUGUAAGGGUAUCAAAUUUGCGGCGACUAAUGGAUAUGCUUUAGAUUUAAUCGGUGGUGGCGCAAGAAACUAUCGAGAGUUUUUGAAGUUCCUGGGGGAUGAAAAGCCCAUGCUUGGAGGUUCUCCUUUCCAAAUAAAUUACAAGUACGAAGAUUUGGACUCUAACUACCGCCUUUUCAAUGAUACAGUUUAUGCAUGCGAUGACAAGGACUACAAGUGUGCCUGUACAGAUUGCGGAUCUUCUUGUCCAGAACUUGAUCCUUUGAAAGUUGGGAAGUGUAAAAUUGGUGGCAUUCCCUGCUUCUCGUUUGCUGUUUUAGUGACUUACUCCACUCUAGCGAUAUUGAUAGGUGCGUGGCAUGUUUAUUAUUUUAAAACUAAAAGGCAGCCUAUAAUGCUAGAACAUGGAGAAAGUGAGAACUUAGACAUUUUAAAUGAAGACGUCGUUAAUGAGCAUUUGUUCUUUGACCACACCAUAACUACCUCACCUUUGAAUGAACGCAUUGUAUCAUUUACGAAUAAACUGUCGGACAUUGCAUGUACCUUUCCUAUGGCUGUUUUGGGUAUAUCUACGACUGUUGUAUUGAUUCUCUCUAUUUCUAUGUAUUACUUUGGGGAGCUUGAGAGGGACCCAAUAAAUUUGUGGGUCAGUAAAAAGUCACCUAAAUAUAGAGAGAAGCAGUACUUUGAUGAAAAUUUCGGACCCUUUUACCGGACGGAACAGAUAUUUGUGGUUAAUGAAACUGGACCUGUACUAUCAUACAGCACUUUACAAUGGUGGUUCGAAGUUGAGCAAAACUUAACGAAGAUUAUAAGAUCCAAACAAAACGUUGGCUAUGAAGAUAUAUGCUUCAGACCUACGGAAGAUAGUACUUGUGUCAUUGAGUCUUUAACGCAAUAUUUCGACGGAGAAAUCCCUAAAGAAGAAACUUGGCGUGAAGAGCUGAAAUUGUGCACUGAUUCACCAGUAAAUUGUUUACCUUCUUUUCAACAGCCUCUUAAAACCAAUUUACUGUUCAGUGAUGAUAAUAUCUUUGAUUCUAAUGCCUUCAUAGUAACACUUCUGGUCAAUAAUCACACAGACUUCUCCGUAUUUUGGGAACAACAGAUUGAAAAUUAUUUGCUUCAUUUAAAAGUUCCCGAUGGCUUGCAGUUGAGUUUCAAUACUGAAAUGUCACUAGAAAAGGAACUGAAUAGAAACAAUGAUAUUAUCAUAGUUUGUGCAUCAUAUUUGUUGAUGUUUUUGUACGCUUCAUGGGCUUUGGGGAACAAGACGCGUCGCAACAGAGUACUGUUAGGGAUUUCAGGUAUUGCUAUUGUUAUCGGGUCUGUGACAUCUGCAGCAGGGCUGCUCAGCAUCUUGGGGGUCAAAUCUACGCUAAUUAUUGCGGAAGUUAUUCCGUUUUUGAUAUUAGCAAUAGGUAUUGAUAAUAUCUAUUUAAUCACACAUGAGUAUGAUAGAAUUUCGGAAACUAAUGGUAAUUUGGAUAUCUCUGAGCGCAUUAGUUUGGUAAUGAGUCGAAUUUCACCCUCUAUUCUCAUGUCUUUAUUGUGUCAAUUGAGCUGCUUUUCGAUUUCGGCAUUCGUCAGCAUGCCAGCCGUAAGAAAUUUUGCGAUAUAUUCCGCUGUGGCACUAGUGUUCAACGUCUCGCUGCAGUUGACCGCAUACAUAUCCAUUUUGAAGCUCUAUGAAGAAUCAGCCUCGCGACUCUCUCCUGAGACAGAAUCCAUUUCUCGCUCUCACCCAAAAUUUUCAUCAUUUUACUUCAAUAUGAUUACGAAGAAAAGAAAACUAAUAGGUAUCUUCGUUUCUUGGACAUUAUUAUCGCUUAUUUUUCUUCCUUAUGUCCAAUUAGGUUUAGAUCAGUCCUUAGCUGUGCCUCAGGAUUCCUACCUAGUGAAGUAUUUUCAAAAUGUCUACAAAUAUCUCAAUGUGGGUCCUCCAGUUUAUUUUGUAGUCAAGAAUUUAGAUUAUACUUCUAGAGCAAACCAAAGGAAAAUAUGUGGUAAAUUUACUUCCUGUGAUGAGUAUUCCUUGGGUAAUAUUUUGGAACAGGAACGCCAAAGGUCGACAAUUACGGAGCCGGUUGCCAACUGGUUCGAUGAUUAUAUGAUGUUUCUGAAUCCACAACUUGAUACCUGUUGCCGCUUCAAAAAAGGUACGGAUGAUAUAUGCCCGCCACAUUUCCCCGCUCGGAGAUGCGAAACCUGCUUUGCGGAAGGGGAGUGGAAUUAUAAUAUGACAGGAUUCCCCGAAGGGAAAAGUUUCAUGAAGUAUUUUGAUAUUUGGAUUGAUACACCAAGUGAUCCCUGCCCAUUGGGCGGUAAAGCUCCAUAUGCUUCUGCUAUCGACUACAAUGAAACGGCAGUGGUAAGUUCGACUUUCAGAAGUGCACACCAUCCUUUGAGAUCUCAAAAGGAUUUUAUUGAAGCGUAUCAAGAUGCAGAAAGAAUAACACAGUCAAUGAAAGGAUUGGACGUUUUUGCUUAUUCUCCUUUCUACGUGUUUUUUGUACAAUACGACACGAUUAUUUCUUUGACUUUAAAGUUGUUAGCUUUUUCAUUAUCCGUUAUUUUUGUGAUUUCAUGUUUAUUCCUAGGAUCCGUUAAAACUUCGCUGGUUUUAGCGGUGACCAUUCUCAUGAUUAUGGUUGACAUUGGAGCAUUUCUUGUUCUCUUCGGUAUCUCACUAAAUGCCGUCAGUCUUGUCAAUUUGAUCAUUUGUGUCGGGCUUGCCGUUGAGUUUUGCGUUCAUAUAGUAAGGGCAUUUACUGUUGUUCCUAAUGUGAUUAAAAACGAUCGCGAUUCUAGAGUAAAGCAUGCAAUGAAUACUGUCGGAAGCUCAGUCUUUAGUGGUAUCACAUUGACGAAAUUCAUUGGAGUUUGUGUCUUGGCAUUUACAGAGUCUAAAAUAUUCCAAAUUUUUUACUUCAGAAUGUGGUUUUCUUUGAUUAUUAUCUCCUGUCUCCAUGCUUUCCUGUUCCUGCCUGUAGCGCUGGGACUAUUUGGUGGGAAGAGUUAUGCUGAUGGUGAAUCAGUAUUGGAUAGUUGA
This is a messenger RNA of Lachancea fermentati, 3525 nucleotides long. The record is from the annotation of a GenBank genome assembly. Lineage: Eukaryota; Fungi; Ascomycota; Saccharomycetes; Saccharomycetales; Saccharomycetaceae.